Synchiropus splendidus (mandarinfish) is the source of this 1116-nucleotide messenger RNA. It is a transcript of the gene armc7, whose product is annotated as armadillo repeat containing 7. Bases 40 to 621 code for a protein of 193 amino acids. The transcript has 4 exons. The record is from RefSeq and is a predicted model, not a curated record. Gene Ontology annotation, molecular function: protein binding. Lineage: Eukaryota; Metazoa; Chordata; Actinopteri; Syngnathiformes; Callionymidae.
AGUGUUUGUUUAUAUUCCGUUGCUACUAAAAGGUUAAACAUGUGGAAGAAAAACACUGAUAGAUUCGAAUAUUUGCAGAAUCUGGUGACCGAGUUUCAGGACACUGACAGUGACGAGGCUCGGGAGCAGAUACUGGCUAAUCUGGCCAAUUUUGCCUAUGACCCAUCAAACCUGGAACACCUGAUGGAACUGCAGGUCACCGACCUGUUCCUGGACAUGCUCACUGAGGAGAACCACACCUUCGUAGAGUUUGGGAUGGGUGGGCUCUGUAACCUAAGCAUGGACCCACACUGUCGUGAUAUCAUCCUGCAAAACGGUGGCGUUGCCCUGGUGACCAACUGUUUGUCAAGUCAGAGGGAAGAGACAGUUCUGUCCGCCAUCACUACACUCCUGAACCUAGUGACGCCGGCAUCACGCUCUGAGAUCACUGACCCGGCCAUUGUGCAGUGCAUGCUACGCUUCUCCCUCGCCAACAGUCCUCGUCUGAGGAACCUGGCUGAGGUCUUCCUGCAGGACUGCUGCACUCAGGCGCAGGUGACUCAAAUGCAGCAACAGAUGCAGGAACUCCAGCAGACAGCUGUCGGGAUCCCCCUCCCAGAAGACAGAAGUACUCCAACAUGACGCAGUAGCCUCGGAUCAUGAUCUCACCCUUGGUGCCCAGAGGAACUACCAGUUGGGUGUCCGGGUCCACGAUCUUAGCCUGUGGAUCAAAGUAUUCCUCGAUCUAAAGACAGUUCUGAAGAGAAGUACAGUCGUAUACAGGAGACAGCACAGAACCUCCAGAUGUUCCAUGAUGUAGCCAAUGGUCUCACUCUUCCUCUCCAUGUUGUCGCUGGGAGCGCCACAGAAGGUGACUGGACUGUUCUCAGUGGUUCCAUAUCCGAUCUGUUAAAACACACAGGAGUGAGGAGCCGGGUGUGUGGUGAACAUUUUUCUACACAUGAAAAACUAACAAAUUAACAAACAAAUUAAUGUAUUUGUCACCAAAAGCAGUGAAAAUAUGACAAUAUUCAAACUAAAUAAAGUAUUACAGUAAUAUAACUGUGGUGAAACAAAAAAGGGAUCAUCGGUGUUUAAAGGAAUGAAUUCAGAAAAAAGGAAAUAAAGAGACUGAAG